Messenger RNA from Acanthochromis polyacanthus (spiny chromis), 4369 nucleotides. Its product is annotated as solute carrier family 2, facilitated glucose transporter member 11-like. Gene Ontology annotation, cellular component: membrane. Gene Ontology annotation, biological process: monosaccharide transmembrane transport. The record is from RefSeq and is a predicted model, not a curated record. Gene Ontology annotation, molecular function: hexose transmembrane transporter activity. The coding region runs from base 207 to 1817 and encodes 536 amino acids. The transcript has a single exon. NCBI's taxonomy places the organism in Eukaryota, Metazoa, Chordata, Actinopteri, Pomacentridae.
UUAGUUCCCCUUCCUAUCAAACUGCCUACAAGGACAACGUCCGCUGACCAAAGACCAAAGACCAUAGACAGUCUCUGUAUUCAAUAUUUUAUUGAAUAAUAAAGUGAAACUAUCACAAGCUACCUUUAGGGCUUGUGGUGAAGUCACUGCUGUAGCAUACUGAGGUAAAGGUACACACUCCUCUACCUGUGACAGCCAGCUUUCAGAUGAACUCCACAGGAGAUAAUGAGCCAGAAGAAACCAGCAAACCCUCCGGCAGUGCCAGGACUCUUGCCUUGACUGUGUGCUCUGCUGCCAUCGGAGGAACAUUCCAGUAUGGCUACAACAUUUCCAUCAUCAAUUCUCCCACCAGGUAUAUCCAGGGCUUCAUCAAUGACACCUACAUGGAGCGAUGGGGCACAGCCUUGGACACCCCUCAGGUGACACUAGUGUGGACUCUAAUUGUGUCAGCAUUCCCAAUGGGAGGUUUGCUAGGGGCCCUGCUGGCAGGACCUAUGUCGGUCCGCUUUGGUAGAAAGAAAUCACUGCUUCUGAACAACUUUUUCCUAUUUGUUGGUGCUGUGUUUGUGUUAACGAGCAGGUUGGCCAAAGCCUUUGAGAUGAUCAUCCUCGCUCGCUUUCUGGUGGGCAUGAACUCAGGUGUCAGCAUGAACGUCCAGCCUAUGUACUUUGGAGAAAGUGCACCCAAACAUCUCAGAGGUGCUGUGGCUUUUUCCUCUGCUGUUUUCACUGCGUUUGGCAUCUUCUUGGGUCAGGUUGUGGGACUGACUGAGGUGCUGGGUGCGGAACCUCUUUGGCCCUACCUGCUUGCUAGUAAUGCUUUGCCAGGGUUGAUCCAGCUGGUUACCCUACCCUGGUUCCCUGAGAGCCCCAGAUACCUUCUGAUUGACAAGGGAGACAGGGAAGGAUGUGUCCAGGCGCUUGGGAGACUCCGUGGAGGGGAGGCUCCUGUCUUGGAGAUGGAGGAGAUGCUUCAAGAGCAGCAGCAGCAAAUGUCCGCGGCCUUAAAUUCUGGAUCAGCAGCUUCUGCCAAGACACCCUGGUCCCUGUUUAAGAAUAGCAACCUACGAUCCCAACUCUGGACAGUAAUGUUUGCCAGUAGCGCCAUGAUGCUCUGUGGGAAUGAUUCCAUUUACUUCUAUGCUUCCUACAUCUUUUUGGAAGCAGGAAUUCCACCAGAGAAAAUUCAGUAUGUCACAAUCGGCACAGGAGCAUCUGAGCUAACAGCUGCUAUCCUGAGUAAUCUCCUGAUUGAACGUGUGGGCCGCAGGUACCUUCUCAUUGGGGGAUACAGUCUUAUGACCUCCUGGGGUAUAGUCUUCACUGUAGCUCUUACUCUGCAGAGCCGUAACGUUGCAGGGAUGGCGUACCUCAGCAUGAUAUGUGUGUUUUCGUACAUCCUCAGCUUUGGCUUGGGCCCUGCAGGAGUGACGGGGAUCUUACCGGCUGAGAUCUUCGACCAGGCAGCUCGUCCAGCGGCGUACAUGGUCGCAGGCUCACUUAUGUGGAUCAGCCUGUUCUUGAUUGGAAUGUUGUUUCCUUUCAUCGUCAACGGACUGGGGAAUUUCUGCUUCCUGCCCUUCCUGGCUGUGUGUUUGGUCUCUGCUGUGUUUUUGGGGCUCACCUUGCCAGAAACAAAGGGAAAGACACUGGCUCAGAUUACUGCAGAGUUUGAGAGAAAAAAUGGAAGGAAAAUGAGAGAAACUCCAGACAGACAGGUGGAUGAGCCCUUACAGAAUCACUACCAGCUGGGUAAAGCCUGUUCUUUUACUACCUUAACGCAUGAUGCUGACCCUGACAUAAAGAAUGGUGACUGAACUUUCACCUCCAGUAAAACUAGAAAUGGAACUUUCAGUGCCUUUGUGUUGUUGUUAUGCACUUUCACUGUUGGAUAGAUUUCUGUGAAGAUGAAAUCAUAUGUCUCAUAUUUAUUGGAGAUGAUCUCUGUGUAAUUAGAAUGUCCUAUUCAUUUGCAUUUGUGUUCUGAACUUAGUACUCAAACCGCCCUUAAACUUACAUAGAGCAUGGUCACAGAACUAAACAUCCUGACACUUAACCCUAAUGCAGUCCUUGCACUAAUGCCUGUAUUACACUUUCCACCUCCAUAAAUAUCAAUAUAAGUCUGUAAGGUUCUGACUGACAUACAUUUUAUAAUCACAAGAGUCUGAGUUUGCACCUUUGCGGACAUCAACAUGUAUCCCAAAAUGUGUGUGUGUACAACAACUAUGCCUCAAGGGCACUAGUGCACACGUGCAGCAGUGGUGUGCAUGUACAGAAUGCAUAGAUGCAAACUACUGUGCUUGUAUUGAAUGCAUCCUUGAAGCAAAUGAAAAGUAGUAUAAUAGUAACAAAUACACAUCUGUGGAGUCUGCAGGUGUCCAUGUGCUCAUUUGUAUAAGAGUAUAAAAAAGGCUUAAGUCCUUCCCAAUAGAAGUUUACAAAAGCUCCUAACUUGCUGCUUACCUCUUCAAUGUACCUAACCGUGAUGAACUUAAAUGUAUUGUUCUAAUAUGAAGAAAACUGUCAAUCAGCUAACACACCUCAAACUUACGCAUUUAAAGGCUCACAUUCCAGGAGUUUCAGGCCAGUUAAUCCCUGUUUCACCCCUUUCGUCAGUCGGAUGUUUUUUUAAAUAAUUUUUCGGCCUUGUUAGAAAAGAGGUAGACAGGAAAGUAGGAAGACCUUCAGCAAAGGGCUGUGAGCUGGAAUCAAACCCAGGCCACUGUGUUGGGGACUAGAGCCCCUGUUUACGGGUCACCCACUCAGACAGCUGAGCUAUCUGGGAGCCCCAGCUGUUGAUUUUUCUAAAGUCCAACCCUUUCCAGUGUUAACGUAAGAGCGAUAUAUCAGCCGAUAUACAUAUAGUAUGUUAGAGUUACCUUAGUAAAGGAAAAUAACUAGGUUAUUGCUUAUUUUCUCUGCAGUAAUGUAUUUUACAAACUCGUUAGCGACUUGUGAAGACAAAGCUCGACUCCGCACUGCUGUCUCCUCAGAGCUCAAACUGUGUAGCUAAACAAACUACAUGGCACCAUUUCCAAGCAUUUCCUUAUAUGCUUAGAGGUGUAAUUCAUUAUUUUUCAUUUUUUCUUUAGAGACGAGAUUCUAAGCAUCCCCAAACAUCUUUUUCUGUAUUAUGCCAAUACGAUAGAUCUGCGAAAGAUCAGUAUCUGCCCAUAAUAUAAUCCAACUGAUAUAUCAGUCAACGUGCAAGAUAAUAUUUAUUAUCCCCGAGGGGCAAUUUGUUUAGCAGUCAGCAGUACACCACAGUGGUACACAACUUUGCCACCACAAUGCCCGUUUUCUGUUAUUCGAGCAAUCUGCUUCCCAUUUGCUUCCUCUAGCACUAUAAUCUGAAUAUCCUUGAGUGUGUGAUUAUUGUUAUUUUCAAAUCUUGCCACUCAUACAUGUGUGUGGUGUAGCCUCAGUUCAAAACCUGUGAGGACUUUAAAACUCCUGUAUUGUGAGCCUAGCCUUAAAUAAUAUUCAUACAGACUCAAACUCUCUGAAGGUCUUCUCAAUAAUACAUGUGUUUGCAGUUGAAUGAGCAAUCAUUUGAACUUCAUGUAUCAAAGGAUUACCCACUCCGAUUCAACACUUCUGCACUGGAUAGAUAACAGUGCUUGUUUGUAAUCUGGUUUUGUUGUGUGUCUAUCCAAGUUCAGUGAGCCAUGCUUAUGUACAUUUUAUUAUUUAUUGAUCCAAAUGACAAACCCAGACUGAGUGUUAAAUAUACAUCACCUUGGCUGUAUGAGUAAAUUAACUAUAUUAGUUAGAUGUCCCUGUCACUUUUAUGUGCAUUUAUUUAUUUGCCAUAAAUGGUACCCUAUGGUUGCUCUGUGCAGUCUAUAUGUGUGACGGCAGCUCCUCCAAAAAGCCAGCAGAUGUCACCAUUGUCUUUGUGGUUCGCUUUCCUGUAUAUGAUGACCUAAAAGGCUGUGUGAACAUAAAAAUUAAUCAGACAUAAACACCUAGGUGAGGAUGACACUUUUAAUGUCAACAGUUGGUAGUUGACAGCCCUUCCACACCUUCUGUUCACCAUCUGUAUGUUCCUUAAUUAGCCUUUGUUACUUUAUUAUUUCUGGCAAUGAAUCCAAAAUGCAGACAAUUGUCAAUUUAUGCGCUGUUGUAGCAUGUGGCAUUUGCUGUGCACUGACUGAAUGAAUCUGUUGUAAUUGAAUGACACCGUCCUUGCAAAGCAUCUUAUGACAAUCCUCAAUGAUAGUAAGGAUUUAGUAGAAAUCAUCCUUUGAUUCUCAGGCUAUAUUUAUAUUUUUGUCUAUAAAAAUUGCUGUUAUUUAUUGAAUCAUAUUUAUUCAAUGCAAAAUACUAUGGCAUGUACAAGAAAAAAUAAAAAGUGAUCAUCCACACA